CUCUUUCUGCUUGAAGUGCAUCGCCAGUGUUCCGCCUGUAAAGGAUACUAUCAUUACUCCCGUCUGAUUGGUAGCAAUGUCUGUAAGUGGGUAAAUCUGGGAACAAUACACUGAUCACUGGAUCUUUUGUUGGGAUAUUGGCGUGACGCAAGGUUCAUGUCAGAGAACACAAAGCUCCCGGAAUCGAACCUGUCAUUUUGCAAGGCUUCAUGUAUUUCUUGAUCAUCGUCUACCAGUUAACUGUCUCCACCUUCUUUCCUCCUCUGCGUUAAACCAGUCACAGGAUCGACAGCAUUGCCAUGGACACAGAGUCCAUCCACUCUGGUUAUUCCCACCAUUCCAACAGGUCACGGGGAUCAAACAAACAGAGUGAACGCAGCAGCAGGGAUCGGCACAAAUCACACAGCCAAGACAGCAGCAGUCGAUCAGACAAAAAUGUCACCAUCAGCACGUCAUCGCCUCAGCCGCCACAGCCGGAUCAGAGCUCCGCCCCCACAGACGCCCAGGAUGACAACUGGGGCGAGACCACCACAGCGGUCACUGGGACAUCAGAUCACAGCUUGUCUCAGGAAGACCUGGCUGGUUUUGGAAAGGACAUAGAAGGUCCAGUAGAGAAGCUGAACUGUAUACGUUUCCUUCCUUUGAUCCUCACUCUUGUCCUGGGCCUGUUGGUCCUAGUUACCCCCCUGGCCUUCCUGGUGUUACCCCAGCUGCUGUGGCCGGAGCGUUUACAGGCGUGCGGCACUGCAUGCGAGGGCCUGUUUCUCUCACUGGCUUUCAAACUUCUCAUUCUACUGUUGGCUGGCUGGGCGUUGUUUGUGCGACCGGCGAGAGCCUCCCUGCCAAGGAUAGCAGUGUUUCGUGCCCUUCUCGGACUGCUCACGCUCCUCCUGCUGCUUUCCUACUGGCUGUUCUUUGGGGUGCGGAUCUUGGACUCACAGGAUGAGAACUACCAGGGCAUAGUGCAGUUUGCAGUGUCAUUGGUGGACGCUCUUUUGUUCAUCCAUUAUCUGGCCGUGGUUCUGCUUGAGAUCCGGCACCUGCAGCCCUGCUUCUCUCUCUGUGUUGUGAGAUCCACUGAUGGAGAGACUCGCCACUACAACCUGGGACAAAUCAGCAUUCAGCGGGCAGCUCUUGUAAUUCUGGAACACUAUUACAAGGAUUUUUCAGUUCACAAUCCUGCCCUGUUGACAGCUGCUAAGUCCAGGGCAGCUAAACAUCUGGCUGGACUGAAGGUCUAUAAUGUAGAUGGUGCUGGUAGCGAUGCGGCUACUGCUCAGUCUCGAGCUAAAAUAGCAGCUGCUGCCCGGCAAAGAGACACCAGCCACAACGAACUGUACUAUGAGGAAGCUGAGCAUGAUAGAAGAGUCCGGAAACGCAAGGCACGGCUGGUGGUGGCCGUAGAGGAAGCAUUCACGCACGUUAGACGGCUACAGGAGGAGGAGAAAAAGAAGCCACCGGGCGAUGAAAUGGAUCCACGCGAGGCAGCGCAAGCCAUAUUCCCGUCCAUGGCACGAGCGCUGCAGAAAUACUUGCGGACCACACGUCAACAACACUGUCACAGCAUGGACAGCAUUCAGGCCCACCUUGCAUUCUGCAUUACACACAACAUGACCCCUAAGGCAUUUCUGGAGAGCUAUCUGAUGUCCGGGCCCACACUACAGUAUGGCAGAGAGUGCUGGCAGUCCCGGCAGUGGACGUUGAUCAGCGAAGCAUCCGUCACCAGUCCUCUCCGUCAUGGCACUGAGUUUCAACUCAAAUCAUCCGACUUCAGCUUGGUGGUUACCAGCAAAUCUAUCCCUCACCUUAAACUGAGUGAAGAGUACGUCAAUCCCAAGUCCCACAAGUUUGUACUGCAACUGCAGUCCGAGACCUCCGUCUGACGGAUUCUUGCAUCUGAUGAUUGUUUUUGUUCAUUUAAUUUUCUACACUGGUAAAUUUUGGACUUCUAUUUUAUUUUUAAUUCUUUUUCACCUUUUUCACAGUUUAUAAAUGGCAUUUUACAUACUGGAUGUAUUUUGAUACAAUAUUUGUUAUUGCCAAGAACAGAAAAAAAUGCUUGUUUUGGAUUGCAUAGUGCGGGCGGGUGUGAUUGUGAGGAUGUGCCAUCUGUUUAAUUCUAUCAGACUUUAUGUGUAGAGUUUUGUUUUGCGUGUGUGCGUGCGUGUGUGAUGAAUGUUUUUUUUACAUUGGCCACUACUAAAGAUAUUGGGCGCAUCUGGGUAUAUUUGAACUUCAGUAGGAAUCCCGAGUAGGAAUUACCAUUGGUAUAAACGUCUACUGGCAAUGGACAGGUGAUUUAUCAUAUGUGCACUGCUAAACAUAAUACAUGCACAUCACUUUCAGCCUGCUGGUUUGUUUAUAUUCUACCAUUGUUAUUGGCAGUAAAGAAAGAAGACAAUGUAUUGAAAAAAAACAGUUCCUUUUUUCCUUUGUGAUUAAUAAACUGUGAUUUGUCGUUCA
Paramisgurnus dabryanus is the source of this 2463-nucleotide messenger RNA. RefSeq names its product VANGL planar cell polarity protein 1 (gene vangl1). Lineage: Eukaryota; Metazoa; Chordata; Actinopteri; Cypriniformes; Cobitidae. Gene Ontology annotation, biological process: multicellular organism development. Gene Ontology annotation, cellular component: membrane. The record is from RefSeq and is a predicted model, not a curated record.